AGCAGCUGCGCUUUGCUGGAGCAGCCGUGGAGAUACCCCACCUCCAAGCAAAAGGGUGAACCAUGGAUGAUGUUAACAGGACUGAGACUGGAAAUGAAGAGACAGGAAGAUGGAAAAACUUUAAUUCUUGGAUUAAAUACUACUUCAACUAUGAAUGCUAUAUGACUUUCCUUAAUGGCUGCUACAGUUGCAAAUGGGAAGCCCAACAGAAGAAAAAAGCUAGACGUCCACUCUGCUGCUGCUCUUUGAGAGAGCGAUUAUUUUACCCAUGGCUGAUUACGUCAUUUUGCUUGUCUGUGUUUUUACUUUUCACAUGGAUAGAAUCUUCAAAUGAAUACAAUGGCUUUGACUGGGUUAUAUUCCUAGGUACAGGAGUCUGGUUCUUUUGGUCCCUUGUCUUGCUGAGUUUCCUUGGGAUCCUGGCUACCUACACAACAUUGCUACUGGUACUUGGACUUUUGUUGUGUUGGGAAAAACAGCGACUACGCCUGCACUGGUAUCAUAAGAUCCUGAUUUUGAUAAUGAUUCCGUUUUUCUCACUUUUGUUAUGGAUUUUAUUAACUUACUGGAAAGAAAGGUGGCUCACCAUCGGGCUGUCACUGCAGAUCUUAGCUCCCUACGUACACCUGAGCAGCAUAUCUAUGAUGGUUUUGCUUUCAUGGCCUGUGGCCAUCUACUUGAUCCAUUUGGAAGGAGAAGCUAGAAUGAGACGUUACCAGAUUACAAGUAAUGAAAGAAGAAGAAAUACGUGCUGUAGUAUGCUCACGAAAUUGAGAGCUCUACAAGUGGCUGUUGGGUUGCCCUUUUUUCUUAUCCUUUUAUGUCUCUAUGUGGUGCCAUUUGGGACUCACUCUCCCUGUCUUCAGGAGAGGGAGAAAUUGGCACCCAAGCCGACCUUCUUUGGACAUAGAGGUGCACCCAGGCUGGGGCCUGAGAAUACCAUAAUGUCCUUUGAGAAAGCUGUUGAAUAUGGGGCCCAUGGACUGGAGAGUGAUAUACAAAUAAGUAUUGAUGGGGUGCCUUUUCUCAUGCAUGACUAUGACUUGACAAGAACAACCAAUAUAAAGGAGGUCAUGCCAAAUGCCUCCAGUAGAAACCCUUCCUUCUUUGAAUGGAGUUUCCUGUCGACUCUGAAUGCGGGCAAGUGGUUUUCAGAUGCAUGGAUCAAACCAUUUUUUCAUAUGAAACCCUUAUCAGAGGCUGAUAAGAAAAGAGCAAGAAAUCAGAGGAUUGCUAAACUAACUGAUUUAUUGAAAAUUGCACAGAAGGAAAAAAAAUUGGUGAUAUUUGAUCUUAAUGCUCCUCCUCCAAGACAUCCUUCCAGAAAAUCAUAUAUCCACCUUGUAGUAAGAGUGAUCCUUGACUCUAAGAUUGAGCAACAUCUGAUUGCUUGGUUACCAGGUUCUGAGAGAAAGUAUAUCAAGAGCAAAGCUCCUGGUUUUCAGCAUGUGGGCACAUAUUAUACCCUUAAGGAACUUGCGGAUGAAAAUAUCACUAGAAUAAAUGUUGACUAUAAGAGGUUGUACUACAAUGGAUUGAGAGAAUAUAAAGCAGCUAAUAUCAGCAUCAACUUAUACGUCGUCAAUGAACCUUGGCUUUUCUCAUUGGUCUGGUGCUCCAGUAUUCACUCCGUGACCACAGACAACAUUGAAGUCCUGAAUGAGAUGAAUUACCCUUACUACUUCAUGACACCAAAUUUCUAUAUGUCCUUGUGGGUUUUCAUGGAUAUUCUUUCUGCAGUUUUCAUUGUUUCCAUAUUUCGUUUUCAUUGGUGGAGAGCAAGCCAGAGUGAAAAAAUUCGCCAGGGUAUCACCAGUUACACAGAAGCUUCAAGUGCAAGCCUCCAAAAUGAAGUAUUGGAAACUUCGGGUAUCACUGGACUUUCACCAGAGAGGCAAAGGGAACCUCCAAGUUCUAAACCUGUUAUACCAGAGGUUGUCCAUGAAACCACUAUAGCAACCGUGCAUCCCACAGAUGACGUUGGACCACCAGUGCCCACUGAGCCAGCUUUUGAACCGACCUAAGCACCUACUUCGGAAGCCAACAGAGAGGCCACCCUCCAAACUGUAUUGCCUACCUAGGAGGCAAAUGAACCAACGGUUCCUUCUGUGGAGAAGCCUCCUCCUGAAAUAUAACCUGAAAAGCCCCCACCAUUGACUCCCCCCAGUAAUCCUGCUUUAUGAUGGUUUCUACCACAUCCAGCAUGUCCAUCUCCCCCUUUUGGGCUGU
Messenger RNA from Cervus elaphus (red deer), 2229 nucleotides. Its product is annotated as glycerophosphodiester phosphodiesterase domain-containing protein 4-like. The transcript has 17 exons. Gene Ontology annotation, biological process: lipid metabolic process. Lineage: Eukaryota; Metazoa; Chordata; Mammalia; Artiodactyla; Cervidae. The coding region runs from base 63 to 2024 and encodes 653 amino acids. The record is from RefSeq and is a predicted model, not a curated record. Gene Ontology annotation, molecular function: glycerophosphodiester phosphodiesterase activity. Gene Ontology annotation, cellular component: membrane.